Messenger RNA from Aureobasidium melanogenum CBS 110374, 387 nucleotides. RefSeq lists its product as uncharacterized. The coding region runs from base 1 to 387 and encodes 128 amino acids. Lineage: Eukaryota; Fungi; Ascomycota; Dothideomycetes; Dothideales; Saccotheciaceae. The record is from RefSeq and is a predicted model, not a curated record. The transcript has a single exon.
AUGUCUGCUGGACCAUCCCACUACAGAGUUCCGAGGACGCAGUCUCAACCGAACUCAAGAUUCACGAAUCUAGACAAAGCGGGAACGAAACUCCCAGUCCACCUGAUAUUCAAUCAAGGUCAAGAACAACCCGAUAAUUUCGACCCGCUUCGUCUGGAUUGGAGUCCAACAGUCUGGGAUACUAGUUCGUACGGAAGUGGCAAGGAAACAACUAAGGUACAUGGACCGCCUGUUGUUAAACUCUACCAAGAGCCCGAGAGUCCAGCAAAAGCGCGAGACAGAAGGGGCAUCCGAGACGUUGGAUUGUUUCCAGUCGAACCAUCUGAGAUCAUCAUGUGCGAGAAGAUGAUACUGGAUAGAACUUGGGAUUCGAACAAACAUACUUAG